UCGGAGGGAGGCCAGCUCAGGGCCGUGGAGUGGGGCUGCCUGGGAGGGCUGCCCCCUCAAGAUGGAGGCUGAGACCCCGCCAGCUGAGCACAGACCCUGUGCGGGUGGACUAGAGCCCCGCUGCCGAUGGGUGCGUUCUCAGAGCUGCUGGCGGCACCCAGGAGCUCCUUCAUAACCGCCCCUCCCCGCCCCAGGACUCCAGCACCCUGCCAGGCUGCUGGCGGACACUGUGGCUUGAGAGCCCUGGGGGGCCAGCCAGCUGGCCUGGCUGCUCUGGGUUUUCCCUCCCGCCCUGCAGAGAAGAGGGACAGGCGGAGGAGCCUGUGCCACAGUCCGCUGGGCUGAGCCCCAAGUGCAAGGCACCUGUGAAUCCACUGCUGAGUCAUUUCCAUUCGCGGCCUCCCCUGCCCGCUCCCCGGGCGUUGCUUGCUGCUGUUCGUAAAGGGGCAAAGGGCGGGAGUGCCUGGGAAUAAGCUCGGGUGGCCAGGAUCUUUGGGGGUGGAGAUGGACGUGGGAGGGGAGGAGUAAUGAGGCCACAGGCUGGGACUGAAAAGGUGACUGGGGCCAGACUGUGAGGCGCCCUAAAUCCGCGGCAUGCACUCUAAGGGUGUCACCAUGUGGAAGUGGGGAGCCCCGGGAGGUUCGGGAGCCGAGGAAGGGUCAGCUUCCAGCAGAGUGUCCAGUUAGCCUCCCUGGAGACUGGCUGUGAUCAUUUCUCUUGCAAAGCCCGGCAGACAGGACUGGAUGAGUGCCGGGCCCUUUGACUCUGCUCAGGUCAGGGGUCGAAUCUCUAGGGCCAGCCGUAGUCUCCAAGGGCCCGGAGAGGCUCCCAGGCUUGCGGCUGCUGGCGCGGUAGAGACCCUGCGGCGACCCCGAGCGCUACGGCGCCUGCGACGCGGAGCGCGACCGCCAGAUGUCGCUGUGGCGCCCCCGCGCGGCCCUGCGCUCCGCCCGCCUCAGGAAGGCGCCUGCGGCGGGUCGGAACCGACCACGGAGGCCACGGGGGAGCCCGCGACGGGGGGCGGGGCUGAGGCCUACAAUACUGGCGGCCCCAGGCGCGUUCUCCCCUCAGUCGGCUACGUGAGGUGGUUCGGUCCGGCCGUGCGGCGCUCGCCGGUUCCGGGACUGGCGGCGCGGGCAGCGGCGGACCGCGCACCGGCGAGCACCGGCGUCUCGGGCUCCGUCGCGAUGCUGGGACUGCUCGUGCCGCUGCUGGGCCUAGCGCUCGCCUACUUCGCGCUGCUGGACGGGUGGUACCUGGUGCGUCUGCCGUGCGCCGUGCUGCACGCUCGCCUGCUGCAGCCGCGCGUCCGCGACCUGCUGGCGGAGCAGCGCUACGCGGGCCGCGUUCUGCCCUCGGACUUGGACCUGCUGCUGCACAUGAACAACGCGCGCUACCUGCGGGAGGCUGAUGUGGCGCGUACCGUGCACCUAGUCCGCUGCGGCGUGCUCGAGGCGCUGCGCGCGCUCGGGGGGCACACCGUGCUGGCUGCUUCCUGCGCGCGCUACCGCCGCUCGCUGCGCUUGCUGGAGCCCUUCGAGGUGCGCACCCGCCUGCUAGGCUGGGAUGACCGCGCCUUCUACCUGGAGGCGCGCUUCAUCAGCCUGCGCGACGGCUUCGUGUGCGCGCUGCUGCGCUCCCGCCAGCACGUGCUGGGCACCUCUCCGGAGCGUAUUGUGCAGCACCUGUGCAAGCGCAAGGUGGAGCCUCCCGAGCUGCCCGAAGACCUGCGGCACUGGAUCGCCUACAACGAGGCCAGCAGCCAGCUCCUCCGGGCCGAGAGCGGGCUCAGCGACGUUGUCAAGGACCAGUGACCGCCCCUCCCCCCAGCCAGCCUCUGCCUGGGGAGGUGCCUGCUCAUCCCUGCCUGCCAGGGGGCAGAGAGGCAGGUUGGGCUGGCCAGGACAGGCUCUCCCUCGGAGCUGGCAUGGCCUUGUGACCGCCUAGCCCCCCUUCCCCGGCUCAGCCCCCUGCCGCUCCCCCAUUAGUGACGCCCUCUGUGACCCACACCUCACUGAGCAUGGGAUGGGGUGACCUGGGCGCCCUGACCCAUGUCUGCCCUCUGGGUGGAGACGAGGUGGGGGGCCCGAGGCCCUUGGCAGGCAGGCUGUGGGGGCGGUUGGGGAGCCAGGCUUUCAGGGGCUCCUUGGAGCACAGGGACCAUCUGGAGGGCCCUGAGCACCCGCAUCUCAGGGCGCUCCCUCGGGCUGCAGGCUGGGGGGCGGGGCCCGCAGGACAGGUCAGAGGCCUGGGAGGCUGACUGAAGGGUGCUUGGCGGGGGCCUGCGGGGGAGGGGGGGGCACUGGGCUCCUGCGGGGGUGGUGAGCCUCCCGUAGCUGUGGGGCGACCGAGUCGGGACCUGCCACUCAGGAGAGAGCAAAGCAGGGCAUGGGACUCUGCCCGGGUGCCCUGGGCACCCUGCCCUCUGUCUGCACACCCGCAGGGCUGCGCCACGUGACCUCGGGUGCACCCUACCCUCUCUGGCCCCCCCUCUGGGCUGCCCUUGCCUCACAUCCCGGCCUGCCGAUGGUUUGGGGGGGCCACCUCUCCAGAUGGGAGGGGUCUUCUUGGCCUUGUCCCAGUGGCCCAUUCUGGCCGCUGCUCUCAGGGCUGGGACACUGGCCGAGGCCGCCCGCUGCAGCCUGGCACCUCACCUGUCAGCCGGGAGCAGGGAGGCCUGGGAAGGGGCGGGAACUGGCCGAGAGCCUGGGAGGCACCCAGCGGGGAGGCCACAGCCCAGGCUCUGCCUCACGGCCGCAGCUCCCUGGUGGGCUGGCUAGUGACACGGGUCAGGGCCCUGGGUGUGCGACUGCUACUCCCAGAACUGCCUCCUUGCAGCCUCCUCCAGGAAGCCCUCCGCCAGUGAGAGCCAGGAGCAGAGCAACACCUGACUCCACCCCCUCCGCCCCCCCACCUCACCCCCCCGCCUGCCUCCAGCCGCCACUGGAGAGCCGCACUGUCUGUUUCUCGUGCAGAACGCUCACGAUUAAAGGGCCUGAACUGUGA
This is a messenger RNA of Phyllostomus discolor (pale spear-nosed bat), 3007 nucleotides long. RefSeq names its product thioesterase superfamily member 6 (gene THEM6). The transcript has 2 exons. Lineage: Eukaryota; Metazoa; Chordata; Mammalia; Chiroptera; Phyllostomidae. The record is from RefSeq and is a predicted model, not a curated record. The coding region runs from base 745 to 1815 and encodes 356 amino acids.